AUUAACCUAGGAAUAUUUUUCAAGUUGCCCAGGUUAUGAGUACUCAGUUCACCAAACACCUCUUUAAAACCUCUGCCUAUGGAGAGAAUGAAUAAAGGAAACAAAGGAGAAGAAAGUUUGAAGGCAGGUCCAGCAGCUUGAAAGUAACUAGAGAAGCUAAUAGAUGAAGAAAUUGAGGCUGAGAGAAGUUAAGUACCCAGGAUCACACAGUUAGUGAGGAUUUGAAUUCACACAUUCCUGACUAAGAAUAACAUUUCAGUGACUUCACAACUUAGAGAGAUUUUGAUUGAAAGCAAAGACAUCAAACUGUUAUCUUACUGGAUGAUCUGAGAAUAUAAGAACAAAAUGAGUUAUUAUGGCAGCAACUAUCGGAUUGUGAACAUGGAGGGAAAUGUGCCUAAAUACACUAACUAUCACCCAGAACACAUUAUAACUGAGAAGCGAAGGGCAAGAAGACGAUUGCUUCACAAAGAUGGUAGUUGCAAUGUAUACUUUAAGCAUAUUUUUGGAGAAUGGGGGAGUUACAUGGUUGAUAUUUUCACCACACUUGUGGAUACAAAAUGGCGCCAUAUGUUUGUGAUAUUCUCUUUAUCUUAUAUUCUCUCUUGGUUGAUUUUUGGCUUAAUCUUUUGGGUGAUAGCCCUUCAUCAUGGAGACCUGAUAAAUGAUCCAAAUAUCACACCUUGUGUUGACAAUGUCCAUACUUUCACAGGAGCAUUCUUAUUUUCCCUUGAAACUCAAACCACUAUUGGUUAUGGCUCUCGCUGUGUCACUGAAGAAUGUUCUGUGGCAGUGCUUGUUGUUAUACUUCAGUCAAUCUUGAGCUGCAUCAUAAACACCUUCAUCAUUGGAGCUGCCUUAGCGAAAAUGGCAACAGCUCGAAAGAGAGCCCAGACCAUCCGAUUCAGUUAUUUUGCCCUCAUAGGCAUGAGAGAUGGGAAACUUUGUCUUAUGUGGCGCAUUGGUGAUUUUCGACCAAAUCAUGUAGUAGAAGGAACAGUAAGAGCUCAGCUUCUUCGUUAUGUGGAAGAUAGUGAAAGACGGAUGACAAUGGGAUUUAAGGACCUAAAACUGGUCAAUGACCAGAUCAUCCUUGUGACUCCAGUGACCAUUGUCCAUGAAAUUGAUCAUGAGAGCCCUUUGUAUGCCCUUGACCGUAAAGCAGUAGCCAAAGAUAACUUUGAGAUUUUGGUGACAUUUACUUAUACAGGAGAUUCUACUGGAACUUCUCACCAGUCACGUAGUUCCUAUGUGCCCCGAGAAAUUCUUUGGGGCCAUAGAUUCAAUGAUGUUUUAGAAGUGAAGAAAAAAUACUACAAGGUAAAUUGCUUACAAUUUGAGGGAAGUGUUGAAGUAUAUGCCCCCUUCUGUAGUGCCAAGCAGUUAGACUGGAAAGAUCAGCAGCUGCACAACCUUGAGAAAACAACCUCAGGCAAAGGAUCAGGAAUGACUGAAACCAAGGUUAGACGAAGGUCAUUCAGUGCCAUUGCCAUUGUCAGCAGUAGUGAAAAUCCUGAUGAAAUGACCAAGACCACAGCUGAUGAGAGUAAUGAAACAACAUAUCAAAAAGCUCUCCUGCAACUAAAUAGAAUCUCAGUAGAGUCACAAAUGUAGCCUGCAAAGGAACAUACAAGUGGAUUACCCCUCUACCCACAAGUUUUCUCAAGACAGCCACAAUAAGGCAAGUGGCUUGAGAUGACAUAAAAAAAUUAAAUUCUUAAAAGUCAAGGUUUUUUUUGUUGUUGUUAUUAUACAUGUGAAUAGGGACAAGAUAGGAGAUAAGCAUAAUUAAUGAAUAUAAAUAGAAAUUUCAAUGAUUUUCACAAUCAAAAUGUUUCAAAGUCUAUUAGAAAUGUACUUAGAAAGCAAAAUUGGCAGGUUUUAAUUGCAUCUCCUUUCUCUGUGGCCAUUAUACAAUGAAGGAGACAUUGAGCAGUAAAAUAAUAAAAAUUAGAAUUUAUUUACAUAGUGCUUUAUGAUUUACAAAGCACUUUCUUGAUAGCAAUCUGGGAGGAAAGUGGUAUAAUUAUAAAUAUGCCCAUUUUACAGACAAAGAAACUAAUCAGAAGGGAUGAGUGACUUACCCAGUGUCACACUGCCACUAGAGAGUGUGGGAAAAUGGUACUAGAAUCAGAAUUUGAAACUAUGUAUUUUGACUCCAAGCCCAGGAUUCAUUCUUUUCCUUCUUCUGUUUAUCAAAGUGCCUAAGAUACUAGUCAGAGUUAAAGUCUUGAUAAGUACCAUCUUAUAUUCUGGUGGUGCUUGCUUGCUUAGCUAUAGAUUGCUCAAAAUUAUUUCUGCUACUCACCCUGGAGCAAGUGGAAGAUGCUAUUUUUUUUGAAUAGUUCAUAUUCCUUCAGAUUUCCAGUAGAAUAAAUGUGUUUGAGGUGAUGAUAUGAAGUUGAGGUAAUUGAUAUACCAAAGUCUCAUGAGAAUCUUAAGCUCAAUAUUUGACACACCCUCACCUACUUUUUGACCCAUUAUUGCCAUCAUAAGCCAUUUUAUUCAUGGAAAUGAUAAAGACAAGGAACAGAAACAAUAAAUUUAAAAUUUUUAUUAUCCAAAAAUGACAAUAGGGAGAGGGGUUAAGGGGGUGAUAGAUGCGAUGACAUAUAAGACUUUUUAAACUUAUUCUUCAAAUUAAGACAUUGUUGGACGUAGUCUCAUGGCCAAGGAAAAUGUUGUUCUCCAUAUCUGUAACCACUGAAUAAUAUGCAAAUGGAUGAUUUGUAGAUUGGAACAAAUAUUUUAUGACUGAAGACUCAUAUUUUAUUGGUUUUUGUGUGAAAGUUUUAUUUUUUUACCUAAAAAAAAGUCAAAAUUCUAAUUCAAAAUGAUUACUGAAAAAAAUUUAUUCGAAAUAGAAUGUUUAUCCAUGAGAAGUAAUUUAUAAACACUUGAAAACUAUAUCUAUGUAUGGCAAAUUAAGUGAUUAAGAAUUAAUUAUGGAGACAGGGAUUGUUUUAGAUUGAAAUGGGGAUUAUCAUAAUAAUCUUUUCUAUAGUAAAUCCAAUUAUCUAGAAAAGAGAAAUAUUGUAAAACUUGUAGAAUACUAUUAUAUUAAGUUAGUAGCUACCUUCGGAGUCCUCUGUAGGAAUGCAUUGACUGUUAUGUAGAAUAUAAUCUCUUACAUUAGAUUUUUAUUGUCCCUAAAAUUACAUGAUCUCAUUGAUGCUUCAUCUAGACUAAAAGUUGAUUCAUAUAAUGUGAAAUUGAGAUCAUCAACAUAGAAACUUGUUAAUUUUCAGUGCCUGCUUAUAGGCCAUUAGAGGUUAUUAAGAAGCAUAACCAAAAUACCACUAUUAUAAAAAGAAUUAAAGGAAUGUGCAAGUUACAACCUGCAAAACAAAUUCUCUGCAAAAAUGUUGUGAAGGCUAAUUUCUCUGAUCCAACAUUUAGAAUUCUUGCUUCUUUCUUGUCUUAUUGUUACCUAUGUCAUAUUUACUUUUAUAAAUUUAUGUGUCCAGCAUUACUCAUAGCAAUUAUGUAGGUAAAUGAGCCCAUGAAAUCAACUUAGUUGAAAAAUGACUUUUUUUUCCACACUGAUUUAUCUAGACAGCCCAAAUUUUAUCACAUUUUCACUUGGGUAGAAGUUAUACAUUUAUACUACUUGUUUCUAAUGUAUUUUGUUCAAAGUUGACUUAUAUCUCCUUUGCAAGUAAAUCCAAUUUUGGAACAUACAAAUCCCCAAAUAUAUCCAUUUAGCUUAAGUGUAUUGUAAAUAUUAUUUAAAGUCAAAACAUCUAUUGUCUAGUUUUUAAUUUCUUAAUUGAUCUAUCUACAUAUCUCAAUGUGUUAUGUAAUAGUAAAAGCAUUAAAAUAAAGAAAUUAAGUGAAAAAA
This is a messenger RNA of Monodelphis domestica (gray short-tailed opossum), 3841 nucleotides long. It is a transcript of the gene KCNJ16, whose product is annotated as potassium inwardly rectifying channel subfamily J member 16. The record is from RefSeq and is a predicted model, not a curated record. Gene Ontology annotation, biological process: regulation of monoatomic ion transmembrane transport; potassium ion import across plasma membrane. Gene Ontology annotation, cellular component: plasma membrane. NCBI's taxonomy places the organism in Eukaryota, Metazoa, Chordata, Mammalia, Didelphimorphia, Didelphidae. Gene Ontology annotation, molecular function: inward rectifier potassium channel activity.